This is a messenger RNA of Marmota monax (woodchuck), 1883 nucleotides long. Its product is annotated as keratin, type I cytoskeletal 10-like. Gene Ontology annotation, cellular component: keratin filament. NCBI's taxonomy places the organism in Eukaryota, Metazoa, Chordata, Mammalia, Rodentia, Sciuridae. The record is from RefSeq and is a predicted model, not a curated record. Gene Ontology annotation, molecular function: structural constituent of skin epidermis.
UGGUUAAAGGUUUUUACAAGAUAUUCUUACUAUAGCAUGAUUCUGGUAGUCUUCAUGCUACUUGUUGUUCCAAUUAAUUAAAACAGUUUAAAGCAUAAAUUAUUUAAAUCUUAUUUUAACCAUAAUUUUGUAGCUAAAUUUUUUUCCCCAAAACUUUGCAAACAUUCUGUGCAAACUUAAUUAAUGCUGAGGAAAAAGGAUUUUAAUAGUUGCCCAAUGUUCUUCAAAAGACAAAAAGAAUAAUGAAACAUGCUCAUCUGAACUCCACCCAUUUUUCAAUUUCAACAUAGUAAAUCUCCUGUUUUUUCUUAGGGCAUAUUCAAAAGCAUACAUAUUGGUAUUGGUUAUUACUGAAGAUAAUUUAUGCAAUCAUGAGUCAAAGAUGCUAAGUUGACAAAAAGAAAACCAUGCAAGUAAGCAAACCCUAACAUCUGAGAGGCACACCCUCUCAGUAUAUAAAGGCUUGCCACUGUCCUUGGUAGCAGGCACUCCCUGAGCUCAACAGCAUCAACAUGUCUGUUCGAUACAGCUCAAGCAAGCAGUACUCUUCCUCCCGCAGUGGGGGAGGAGGUGGAGGAGGAUCAUCCCUCAGAAUUUCAAGCAGCAAAGGCUCCCUUGGUGGAGGAUAUAGCUCAGGGGGCUUCAGUGGUGGCUCUUUUAGCCGUGGGAGCUCUGGUGGAGGCUGUUUUGGGGGCUCUUCAGAUGGCUUUGGAGGAAUAGGAGGAGGUUAUGGUGGAGGUAGCUUUGGUGGAGGCUUCGGAAGCAGCAGCUUUGGUGGGGGCUAUGGAAGUGGGGGCUAUGGAAGUGGGGGCUAUGGAGGAGGCAGCUUUGGAGGUGGCAGUUUCGGUGGGGGCAGCUUUGGUGGAGGUGGCUAUGGAGGAGGCUUUGGUGGUGGAUUUGGAGGAGAUGGUGGCCUUCUCUCUGGAAAUGAAAAAGUAACCAUGCAGAAUCUGAAUGACCGGCUGGCUUCCUACCUUGACAAAGUUCGGGCUCUGGAAGAAUCAAACUAUGAGCUGGAAGGUAAAAUCAAGGAGUGGUAUGAAAAGCAUGGCAACUCAAGCCAGUGGGAGCCUCGGGACUACAGCAAAUACUACCAAACCAUUGAAGAACUGAAAAAUCAGAUCCUCAACCUAACAACGGACAACGCCAACGUCCUGCUUCAGAUUGACAAUGCCAGGCUGGCAGCUGAUGACUUCAGAAUGAAGUAUGAGAAUGAGGUAACCCUGCGACAAAGCGUGGAGGCCGACAUCAACGGCCUGCACAGGGUGCUGGACGAGCUGACCCUCACCAAGGCUGAUCUGGAGAUGCAGAUCGAGAGCCUGACUGAAGAGCUGCAGUACCUGAAGAAGAACCAUGAAGAGGAAAUGAGAGACCUUCAGAACGUAUCUACUGGUGACGUGAAUGUGGAAAUGAAUGCUGCCCCAGGUGUUGAUCUGACUGAACUUCUGAAUAACAUGAGAAGCCAAUAUGAGCAACUUGCUGAAAAGAACAGAAAGGAUGCUGAAGCCUGGUUCAAUGAAAAGAGCAAGGAACUGACUGCAGAAAUCGAUAACAUUGAACAAAUGUCCAGCCACAAAUCCGAAAUUACUGAAUUGAGACGCACGGUUCAAGGUCUAGAGAUUGAACUACAGUCCCAACUGGCCCUGAAACAUUCCCUGGAAGCCUCCUUGGCAGAAACGGAAGGUCGCUACUGUGUGCAGCUCUCACAGAUUCAGGGCCAGAUCACCUCCCUGAAGGAACAGCUGCAACAGAUUAGAGCUGAAACCGAGUGCCAGAACGCUGAAUACCAACAACUCCUGGAUAUUAAGAUCUGACUGGAGAAUGAAAUUCAAACCUACCGCAGCCUGCUAGAAGGAGAGGGAAGGUAAUUGGAAAACUGGGGA